Molecule: messenger RNA, 2069 nt
Organism: Rhodofomes roseus
Lineage: Eukaryota; Fungi; Basidiomycota; Agaricomycetes; Polyporales; Fomitopsidaceae
Exons: 5
Coding region: 235-1746 (503 amino acids)
Source: RefSeq, a predicted model, not a curated record
CACAGAUAUGAGUCAAUCGGCUGUGUGGGUAGUGUUCGAAUCGUGCUGAUGUGAUUUACCUUGCAGAACGUACUGGCAGCCUCGCUAUACGUCACGACCUCCUCGCGGUGCCGACGAGCAGCAAAACGUCUCGUGUUGUCUCCAUCACACCAACGGACGUAGUCUCAGGAUCAACUACUGAAUCUCCAGACACAUUCGCACUUCUGCCGUCUGUGUACAAUCCGUUGUACCGACAUGGAAGAAUGUGCAUCGACGGCGGCCGCCUCCGGAGCGUCAUCUCAGGAUGACCCGGCUCCACGGUUGCCCACCGAGAUCUGCGGACGGAUCAUUGACCAUGUUGCGGCGGGACUGAAUCUUCACUACACAUCUCUGGCUGGGAAUCCAGCUCUCCUAGCUCUGCAAUCAUGCGCACUGGUAUGCAGGGAUUGGUACUUUCACACCUGGUACCAUCUCCGUCAGCGCGUUCACCUCCGUGACCGGAACGACGUCCGUUCACUCUCCAGGACACUCCACGAGAGACCACGCCUCCGCGGUGUCGUCCAACAGGUCGUCAUCUCGGGUCAUACGCCUCGACAGCGUUCACCGAUCCAACAUCUCGGAACGUUUUCCGCCAUGCUUGCCGGGAAGCUCCCGGAGCUGUCGAGGAUCAGCAUCGAGGACGCGGAAUGGCCCGUUGGCUUGAUGAGGGUGGAAGACUUCGGAUAUCUCGCCGCAUUUCACCUCGUCCACACGUUAGACAUCGCCAACGUCACCGUGUCGAGCAUCGCCCAGCUGGCCCGCCUCAUCUCAGCACUCCCUGCCUUGAGAGAACUAUAUUGCGUCAAUGUCGACUGCUCACAGAAACACCCAGUCUCUCCUGUCUCUCUCCCGCUGAACUGUGCAAGCCUGGAGUUCCUCGAUGUGCGAUGGGUCGCGCCUGCGGUUGAAGACCUACUCGUUCGGAUCAGCCAGGCUUCCCGGCUACGAAAGCUCUAUUUCGGAGUUGACGGCGACUACACCUCAUCCUCCGCAGGCAGCAGAACUCAAGCUUUAUUGGAUGCAAGUGCGGCCUCGGUGGAAGUCCUCACGCUCUGGAUUGCUCCCGCCUCCUCCGUGGACAGUCACACUGUUGGUUCCACUGUAGAACGACACUUCAACCUGUCACGCCAUGAAAUGCUGUGGCGAUUGCACAUUUGCCUGUAUCACCCCUUUGUUGCGUGGUCCUGGAUUCCUCAUAUGGUCUCUCGAAUCCAUUCAGAUCAUCUCAUGGCCAUUUCUGUUUUGUUUUUCAUUCAUGCGGACCAUGCAUCCGCCAACUUGGAUGGGGCGGUGACGAUGAUGGAGGAAGAUGGGACCUUGGUGCGAUUGGAUGAUAUACUGCAAGCAGAUUGCUUCGCCGAUAUCGCAUCGGGUGGUAUAUGCCUAGGCUUCGAUCAUGAUGGGAUUGACUGGCUGCCGGUUGUCAAGUUGUUUGAUUCAGAAUCAUCAUUCAGAGAGCAGUGUGGCCGGAGGGACGAGCUCGUUAGACGGAAGAUGCCGCGCUGCAAUGGACGGCGCAUAUUGACGUACGUGUUACAUUGGGUCCGAUGUAAUGGCAGAGACGCGCUGAGUUCCCUUCUUAGUAUCGUACAUAGCUUCGAAGAGCACGAGAACUGGUGCUACAACAUGAAUGAAAUCCAUGAAGCGACACAACACCAGAAGGCCAAAACCGGAGUAGAGGUGCAGUCAGAGGACGACGCUGCGCAUGCGCCGGAUACGUCAGGCUGACCGUCCUCAUCUUGUACACUCGCCGGUGUCAGUGUAACGAGUCCUUGUUAUCGUACGCCGCGCGUUUUGCGCAUUGGUUGCCUCGCCGAGAGGCGAGCGGCGAUGACCUAUGUAUAGACGUAACACUAUGCGCGGGAUGUCCCCGCAAUACUCAUCCAAGGGUGUCGACACGUAGAACAUCAUCGCUGGUUCAGAGCUCAUAGCCCGAUAAGUCAUCUGCAGCUGUACGCGGCGGCACCUUCGGAUCAUACACGAUUGUGGGUGCCGAUGCUGCCUAACAAUAUGAUGCACCUCAGCUAGACGGCGUCACGCAGACGGAAUGG